UCAAAGCCCUGGACUUUGGAGUCAUUUAUCAAUGGCCCAUUAUCUCAUGUACACCACAGCGUCCAUUGCUUGCACCACAUGUAACAACUGGAAAUCAUGCAGAAUGAGACAGCACAAUGUGGCCUGCAGUAGGCCUAUAAGCCACGGAUUAAUCAAGUUUGAAGUGUACGUCGCCAUAACGUUUGACAUUCACCUGCAGAAUUCUACAACACUCCACUGAAAGAAUGUAAUGCCACUUGUGUGUGGAAGUCAGAUUCCAAUUAGAUGUACAUGUACUUCUUUACAGGCAGACUUUGAAUUUUGCAAAACAGUUCUCAAAAUUGCAGAUUUUUGCUGUCUCUUUACUGAUUAUUAAGAUGGCAGCUUGGCAAGAUUCUAGUAAUAUGACAAAUGAGGUUCUACUGGACUGCCCCAUUUGCGCAAAGAACUUCAAAGAGCCAAAAAUUCUUGACUGCUUGCACAGUGUUUGCCUUGAAUGCCUCCAAAAGCUGCCGGUGGGUCGAGAUUCAGAAAGUCCAAUUCUAACAUGCCCUGUUUGCGGUAGCCAAACCAAGGUGGAAGAGCCUGCUGACCUGCCUGAUCAUUUGACGUUAAGUGCCCUGGUGGAGGAAGGCACAGUGAAGGAAUGGCUACAUGGGCAUCAAGGGUCAGAGAUCAGAUGCCAAACCUGUGAAAAGAAAAGUCCGGCCAUGUGGAGGUGCAUGGACUGUGAUAAGUGUCUGUGUCAGGAAUGCCGGGGAGCACAUGAUCAGAUGGCUGCCGCACCUCAUAACAUCUACUCGCUGGCUCAGCUCCAUUCAGGAGAGGUUGCCUACAAGAGCAAACUCAGGGAGUAUGUUCCUUACUGUGCCAAGCACCCAGACCAACGAGCAGACGUCUACUGCGCCAUGUGCAAGCAGCUUCUGUGUGGGCUUUGCGCUGAGGUUGAUCACAGAGAUCACAGCCACUCUGUGGAAACACUGUCAGAGGCCUCAGCCAAAUGCAGACGAAACCUUGCGGAACUUGCAGGUGCGGCCGAAAAGCACCGCGUGGUCUUUGCCAGGGCUGCAGAUGAAAUGACCAAAUCCUUGCUGCAUCUAUGCGUCAUGUGUUCCAAUGCCAAGAGGCAGAUCACCAAAAAGGCUAACAAAGAGGUUGCUCGGAUCAGAGAAGAGGAGGAGAAAAUGAUAGAGAGGCUGAAAGGCAUCUACUCUGACCAAUGCCAGAUGUUCAAAUCAACUAAGGCUGCAUACAACAAAGAGGUGAUCCAGGCAGGGAACAAGCUGAAACAGGUGAACCAAAUUAUAGUGCAAGCUAGUUACUGCGAGAUUCUGAACCUCCAGCAGAAAGUCUUGGACAACAUAGAAGCACUGACAUUGAGGCAGCCGGAGAAAACGCCUGACCGUCUGUCCGUUGUUGAAUUCAAAGAGGAAGCUGGGUCACUCGGAAGAUUGGUGCAUGAAGAGGUAGACUUGAAAGUGAAGGCACCAAGCAGCAAGGAAUCACAGGAUAGACAGACAGACCAGUGGAAAUUGAAGAGAGAGCUGUGGACUUUUGAACCAGAUCGUUCCGAGUUCACCGCUGCCUGGUAUGUCGCUGCAUUCUCCGACAAUGAAAUCCUCGUGGCGGACAUUAAUCACAAACAGCUGGUGACCUGCAUGCCUUCUCCCGCCAGCCACUCUGAAUUCUACGUCCACUUCAAAAGACUGCAGAUUGAAGGUCUUGCUGAUCCCAGGCACAUCGCAGUCAACACCCAGGACCAGAUUGUUGUCCUUGACAGCCCCAAGGUCAAGAUCUUCAACCGGAAGUAUCAGCUCCUUCAUCAGUUCACACUAGGUGGAGGGUCAGACAGCCAGCCAACAUGCCUGGCAGUGGAUGACAGGAACCAGAUAGCAGUGGGCUACGCAGACAAAGAGUUGAUAUAUCUGCACAACUCCAGAGGAGGGAUUGUCAAGAAGCUCUUUGCUCCGAUGAUCAGCUCCUAUCUGACCAUCAGCAAGCAAAGUCUCAUCUACACAAACUGGGGGAAGAAAAAGCUGCUGGCACUGGACUACAGUGGCGGUAUGGCAUGUUCAGUGCACAUUGACAACGACAUGCCUGACUGGGGCCCAAUGGGAGUGUGUUGUGACAAUCAGGGCAGUAUCUUUGUUGCUGUGUGUGGUGACUGGCCCUCGCUUGGUGAGAUUCUCCAUUAUGGACCUGACGGCAGGUACCUUGGAUGCACUGUCAAGGGUUAUGGCAAUUUACGUGAUAUUACCAUGACACCUAAUGGGGACCUGGUCAUAGCUGCAGUUGAGUCUGUCAAAAUCUACCAGCAAGGUUAAAGAGUACCACUGGGAAGCAUAGCUGUACCCUUGCAACGAACAGAGAAAGCAUCUUUUCCCCGAACAUACUUCAAGCCACUUUACACAUGUACACCCAGUGUUGUAGUUGAGACCCCACCAAGCCUCAUUGAGGGAUCUAUAAGGCAGCCAUGUCUUGGGUCUGGCUUUGUGAUGGUCUUGAUUACAAAUCUGCUUAUACAGCUGAUAACAUUGUAAAUAGUCACAUCAAAACACUGGAGAUUCCUCAUGGAUAUGUAGGUUCAUGGGAAAAUCAAGUUUUAACCUAACUUAAUUUCCACUGCCCUUGUCACUAAAAUCUAAAGAAAAAACAAAACAAAGUGGAACAAAUCUUGAUGACAGUAAAUUUUCAUCCAAAAAUUAGA
Molecule: messenger RNA, 2686 nt
Organism: Acanthaster planci (crown-of-thorns starfish)
Lineage: Eukaryota; Metazoa; Echinodermata; Asteroidea; Valvatida; Acanthasteridae
Molecular function (GO): zinc ion binding
Source: RefSeq, a predicted model, not a curated record